Hymenoscyphus albidus is the source of this 3147-nucleotide messenger RNA. Lineage: Eukaryota; Fungi; Ascomycota; Leotiomycetes; Helotiales; Helotiaceae. The record is from the annotation of a GenBank genome assembly.
GUUACUGUAUGGAUGAUCGUGGGGUGGCAGUGACUGUCAUUGCGCUUCGACGACUCAAUAUACCAAUUCAUGCGCAUACUCUCCCUGCCCUCUGAAUUAUGACGUUGGCUCAAUUUGACCGUCAUUCGUGACUCCUUCUUGGAAGAAUCAAACAUCUCUCCUCUGUGCAAAAUUGUUGCUACCAAACAUGGCAGAUGUAGACAUUGCCCCCAACUUUGGGCUUGAGCUCAAGGUACGUCUCUGAUUAGCUUCCGCUUGCGCCGGGAUUUAACUCACCUCUGCAUUUCAGGAUGGAUUUAAACCAGUCAAUGCUUGGGUCUCGAACGGAAUAACUUGGUUGGAUGACAUUCAACAGUUUUACCGAGAACGAAGUGUCAUUGAGAAGGAAUACAGCGCGAAGCUCAGUGCCUUGGCUAAGAAGUACUAUGAAAGGAAGGCCAAGAAGUCGAGCCACUUGAGCGUUGGAGAUACGCCUGUUAUGACACCUGGAUCGCUGGAGAGGUAUGCUAUGACUUUUGCUGGGGAAAGUCUUCGGCUGACUGGAGGAACGCAGUGCUUCGUUGACAACAUGGACGACCCAACUAACGACUCUAGAGUCGCGAGCGGCUGAACACGACCGUUAUGGUGGAGAGUUAAUCACACAACUGGCAGAUCCAUUAAAGGUCAUUGCCAGUCGAUAUGAAGAAUUGCGAAAACGUCAUGCCGAAUUCGCUGAUAAAUUAGAAAAGGAGCGAGAUUCAACCUUUGGAGACCUGCGGAAAAUGAAGGGCAAAUAUGAUUCGGCUUGCCAGGAAGUUGAGAAUAAACGGAAAAAGACUGAAUCAGCAUUCGACUAUGGAAAAGCGAAAGCCCAGAAUGCAUACCAGCAACAAAUACUCGAGAUGCAUAACGUCAAAAACAGUUAUCUUAUUGCCAUUAAUGUUACGAAUAAGCAGAAGGAGAAAUAUUACUAUGAGUAUGUUCCGGAUCUUGUCGACAGCAUGCAGGACCUCUCUGAAUCGCGAAUAUCGAGAUUGAAUGGAAUUUGGUCAUUAGCAGCACAGAUUGAAACUGGUAUGUUGAAUCGUAGUAUGGAUUUUGUCGAUCAUUUGGCGAAAGAGAUUCCACGAAACCAGCCCCAUCUCGAUUCCAUGAUGUUUGUGAGGCACAACGUAGCUUCUUGGCAAGAACCACCAAACAAGGCAUUUGAACCAAGUCCUAUAUGGCAUGACGACGACCUUAUGGUGGUGGACGAUACGGCCAAGGUUUUCUUAAGGAAUGUAUUGAGCAAGUCCAAAGCGCAGCUGGGUGAUUUAAGGAGGGAAGUCGACAAGAAACGAAGAGAAGUGGAAGGCACAAAAAGAGUGAAGCAACAAAUCCGAGAAGGCAGAGACAAGAGAGAUGAGGUUGAAGUGGUCAAGGCCAUUUUUGCACUCCAGGAAGAAUUACAUCAGGUCGAUCAUAAAAGAUUAACAGCAGAGGUUGAAACCGACACUAUUACAGCUGCAGUUGGGGAUGUGACCCUAGGAGCGAAGAGUCACAACUUCAAAUCUCAGACUUUCAAAAUUCCAACAAAUUGUGAUCUGUGCGGAGAACGAAUAUGGGGGUUAUCAGCCAAAGGAUUCGAUUGUCGAGACUGCGGUUAUACAUGCCACAGCAAAUGUGAGAUGAAGGUUCCUGCCGAAUGCCCUGGUGAGCAAAGCAAGGAAGAAAAGAAGAAACUGAAAGCAGAAAGACAAGAAGCAGCCAACGCAUUAAAGAGUCCCGGAAUCCCUGUACAUCCUCCUGACAGUGUUUCUGACCUACCUUCAAUGACUCGAAGUAAUACCAUGAACUCAUUGAGUUCUGGCUAUGCAGCCAGUGCCCAUCGAUCGGUUUCUGGUAAUGGACCAAAGUCACCCGUUGAAGAGACACAACCGGAAAGGCCAACAUCUCUAAAGCCAAUUAGUGCACCGAAUACUUUACGAAAGAAUCGAGUUAUUGCGCCACCUCCUGCGGCCUACAUUAGCGAGCUUCCUGGAAGUGUUCCUGCUCCUUCGAAUGGUUCCGGAGUGUCUCUUUCUAAUGAACAGAAAGGGAAAAUGCUCUACGCGUACGAUGCUAGCGGUGAUGGCGAGAUCACUGUUGCGGAAGGAAAAGAAGUAACAAUCCUGGAACCGGAUGGCAAGUUGUCCCAUAUUCCUCUGCCGUGCAACUUCCGCUAACAAUAAUUCAGAUGGUGGUUGGACAAAAGUCAAAGCCAGCUGGAAAGAAGGGAUUGUACCAACGGCAUACAUUGAGAUCUUUCCGGCAGCACCUCGACCUUCAUCCGUAUAUUCCAAUUCGGGAUCCUCCAUGGCAGGUAGCAUGCAGGGCAAGAAACAAGGUCCAGCAGUUGCACCCAGACGCGGUGCAAAGAAACUGAAAUACGUUGAGGCGUUGUAUGAAUACACGGCGCAAAGUGAUGCUGAGCAUAGCAUGGUGGAAGGCGAGAGAUUCGUGCUUAUCAAGGAAGAUCCUGGAGAUGGGUGGGCGGAGGUUGAAAAGGGAGGUGCUACGAAGAGUGUCCCUGCCAAUUAUGUACAGGCUGUAUAGUGAAUGAGUGGACGAGUGAGCGAGCGAGUCUGGAGUAGGUGGAGCGUUGCAAUAUGUGGUGGGAUAUGGUUUUUGGCUGCACUGGCACAUCUGAGUUGUUCGGCGAUACGGGAAAGCGGAAAUGCAUUGGCACAAUGGCGUUGGUGGACUUUUUCCCUUUCCCUUAUUUUGGAAGGCCGGAAGUUUUUGGAGGGAGCGCUCACACUCACAGCCUUGCGUUUGUUACCUAUUUAGUUUAGCAUCGCAUGGUUACGUUUGAUAGUAGAUACUAUUAGCUGGACAGGUAUUAUCAAUCCACAAUUGAUAGUACGGAUGGUUCAAAUGGAAGUGCAAAAGCAUGCUGUGAGUGAGCUUAUUUUCACAGGAUUUUCUAAUUUCAUUGUAUUUCCUUACGGUGGGAGGAGAGGGGGUUUAUUACUGUCAGCGAAAUUGCUCUAGCAUUAAUGUAUGGUAGGUACAUUUUCAACGCACUUCCAUAAGUAGGUAGGUAGAGGGGAACGUCAAGGCUGUCGAAAAUGGAUACUCAUACUUCAGAUCUCAGCUCCCCACACCAUUGAUUGAAGCUAUGGAGUAUUAUCAGGAGGAUGCCCGAUC